UACUGCAUGUGCGAGAAAAGAUGAAGAAAAGAAUGCUUCAUUCUGUGGUACCAAUUUCGGCAUCUUGAUGACGCAAUGGGAAAAAUACAUGCGGCACUAUAAGGCCUUGCCUGGAAUUUUCCCACUUCUGUUGUGGCGGCGAAAGACAAUAAAAAGAGAAGUUUUGUCAAAUGAUUUUUAUUAUAGUAAAAGUUAAGUUAAGUAUAGUAAGCAUUAGACGAUAAAACUAAAGUUCGUCUAGGACUUAUAGAUUAUACCGGUGGUGAUGAUAAUUUCGCAGAUUUUUUAUAUGAUGGUGAUUAUUUGAGACUGUUCUUAAAACAUGAGAAAAUCAACGGUUAUCUAUUAUUGUUUGAUGUUACAAACAAAGAUUCGUUUAAAAAUCUUCAACUAUGGUUGCAAAUGGCUUGUAUUGAGGACAAUGUUGUUAAAAUAUUAAUUGGUAAUAAAUGUGAUUUAAUUGAUGAACAACAACGACAAGUUGAACACGAAGAAGCUAAACAGUAUGCUGAAGUAUUAAAUAUUCCAUAUUUUGAAACAAGUACACUAAUGGGAGAGAAUAUGGAACAAAUGUUUAUAACAGCGGCUAAACAGUUGAUUAAAAAUGAAAAGAAGAGAAGACUGUUGUGA
Messenger RNA from Didymodactylos carnosus, 630 nucleotides. The record is from the annotation of a GenBank genome assembly. NCBI's taxonomy places the organism in Eukaryota, Metazoa, Rotifera, Eurotatoria, Philodinida, Philodinidae.